Pseudophryne corroboree (corroboree frog) is the source of this 2759-nucleotide messenger RNA. RefSeq names its product SH3 domain containing GRB2 like, endophilin B2 (gene SH3GLB2). Gene Ontology annotation, cellular component: membrane; cytoplasm. Gene Ontology annotation, biological process: membrane organization. The transcript is spliced from 13 exons. Gene Ontology annotation, molecular function: protein binding. The record is from RefSeq and is a predicted model, not a curated record. Bases 179 to 1420 code for a protein of 413 amino acids. Lineage: Eukaryota; Metazoa; Chordata; Amphibia; Anura; Myobatrachidae.
ACUAGUCGAUGCCGGAUGACAUGGAUGCUGGAGAAGGUUGGAUGCUGUGUGCGGAUGAUUGAGCUCCCCUGGCCAGCAGCAGUGGGUGGGAAGAUCUGGGACUGGAAGCAGCAGCAGCAGCAGCUGAUGCAGCCUGGUUCUGAGUGCAGGACACUUGCUGCAAGUAGCUGCUGACAUCAUGGAUUUCAACGUAAAGAAGCUGGCCUCAGAUGCAGGGGUUUUCUUCACCAGGGCUGUGCAGUUUACAGAGGAGAAAUUGGGCCAAGCAGAGAAGACAGAGUUGGAUGCGCACUUUGAGAACCUCUUGUCCAGAGCUGACAGUACUAAGAAUUGGACAGAGAAAAUUCUGCGCCAGACUGAGGUCCUCUUGCAGCCCAAUCCCAGCGCUCGUGUAGAAGAGUUUUUAUAUGAGAAGUUGGACAGAAAGAUUCCUUCUCGAGUCACGAAUGGAGAGUUACUGGGUCAGUACAUGACUGAAGCAGCCAAUGACUUUGGACCAAGCUCCCCUUAUGGGCAAACACUCAUCAAGGUUGGAGAGACUCAGAAGCGUUUAGGGGUCGCAGAACGAGACUUCAUCCACUCUUCCUCCAUCAACUUCCUCACCCCUCUGCGCAAUUUUCUGGAAGGCGAUUGGAGAACCAUUUCUAAGGAGAGGAGGAUCCUGCAGAACCGUCGCUUAGAUCUUGAUGCCUGCAAAGCGCGACUGAAGAAGGCUAAAGCAGCAGAGGCUAAAGCCGCGGCUUUGCCUGAUUUUCAGGAGACCCGACCUCGUAAUUACGUACUGUCGGCCAGUGCGUCAGCGCUUUGGAGUGACGAGGUGGACAAGGCAGAACAUGAACUGAGAGUGGCCCAGACAGAGUUUGAUCGCCAGGCUGAAGUCACCAGGCUUCUGUUGGAAGGGAUAAGCAGUACCCAUGUAAAUCACCUCCGCUGCCUGCAUGAGUUUGCAGAAGACCAGGCUACAUACUUUGCUCAAUGCUACCAGUACAUGGUGGAUCUGCAGAAACAGCUGGGCAGGGGCGAGCCUGGGGAGCUGCUUCUCAGCGGAGCUGUGGAGAAAAAAUGGCGCUGUUCCAGGGGUGAGGCAUUUCCUGCAACAUUUGUGGGGAAUGUAGAUGCUGCCUCUCUGCCUCUUAGCACUUCCCCUCCAGCUGCCACUCUGCCCCUGCUCCAAGCAGUAAGCCCCAUCCCUGCAGAUGGGACUCUAAACCCAGCAGACGUGAAGCCACCUGCAAGCGGCACGCGAAAAGCAAGAGCGCUGUAUGAUUAUGAGGCAGCGGACAGCAGUGAGCUGGCUCUUAUGGCAGACGAGUUAAUCACAGUUUACAGCCUCCCCGGUAUGGAUCCGGAUUGGCUCAUUGGAGAGAGGGGGAACAAGAAAGGCAAAGUACCGGUGACAUACCUGGAACUGCUCAGUUAGGCUGAGAGUUACAGGUCUACAGAAUCUCUCAACAAGCCAACUGUCCCAGACGAGCUGCUUCUUCAGAUCUCUCUUCAUCUGGCCUUGCAAGUCCCCCGUCUUCACUGGAACCUGUGAUGGAUUGGCCUCCAAAGUGAAUAUUUUCCAGCAGCUAUGAGGUUAACUACUUCAUUGCUCAAUGUAAUCAUUAGACUAAUCUGCUACUGAGAGGGCAGCUCACACAUUAACCUUUCAUGACCAAACAUGCUUGAUCUAAAGUCACAGAUUACAUGACGCCCUCUCCCAUCGAUCUGGCCGUGUUCCUCUCUGACACUCCGAUCCACACGGCAGAUACAGCCCAAAUUCUGGUUUUGUUUUGAACGGCAAAGUGUGUUAUUUAUAUUGGUCCCCCGUUAUGGAGCCCUGUCAGUGUGUUAGGGUUUCUGUAACCACUUGGCAUGGAGGCCUGUAAGAUCACUUUAGCGGCACUAUGCAGAGUGAUUUUUUUCUUUCUUUUGAAUGUAGCUUAUUGCUGCAAAAUGUACACUUUUUGUGUCUAAAACUGGAAUUAUUCUGUGACGUUACUCCUAAUAGAACAAAGCCAUCUUUCUACACAUUCCCUUCUGCCCAAACACACGUACACUUACAGAAUACUUCACAUCUAGUGGAGAUGGCCAUUUUAUGGGACGAAGCUUGCACAGGAACCUCCGUUACAGUCUCUAAUGAAUAACAGGCUGCAUACUGAUCCAGUCCGUGAACUGGCUUCCUCCGCUAUAUGUGUCAGUAAUGCAGAGAACUUAUUCUUUAAUAUGCGGUGCCUCCUGUUUAAGAAUACAAGCCUAACCUUUCAGCCAUGUUUAAUGACCGGCCUCUUGUUUUAAAAGUUGUAACAAAAUUGUAAAGCUAUCAGAAGAAUAUAUAUAUUCCUAUUUGUACAACUGAUGAGCUACCUGGACUGGAGAAUUAGUCAUGUGCUCUUAGUCUUCAAUGACUAGUACGUUGCUCGCAGGAGUUACAAACACAUUCAGUAAAAGAGAAUUAUUACAUGUAACCUAUUAUUUGGGAUGGGGAUGUGGUGUACCGCCACUGUAGAGAAAGCCCCGUCCACCAUAGAGGAUGUUGCAGAACAAAAAAGUGGCCGUUGGCAUGAGCACGACGACACAAACAGGAGUCACUUUGGUGCUCUGGUUUUUGGCUGUAGUAUUCCAGUCUUUUGUAACGAGCUGCAGGUAAACCAAAGGGUCCACCACCGAAAAACAUGUAUCCAUUAAUUUCUUUUAUCUGUGUGUUAUUUAUUGCCUGUCUGCAUUUACUCUGUGUUUGAUUAGUUAUUAAUAAAUGAAAUCAUUCCUGCAUAAAA